Labeo rohita (rohu) is the source of this 10395-nucleotide messenger RNA. It is a transcript of the gene prx, whose product is annotated as periaxin. Gene Ontology annotation, biological process: regulation of RNA splicing. Gene Ontology annotation, molecular function: protein binding. Gene Ontology annotation, cellular component: costamere; cytoplasm; nucleus. The transcript is spliced from 13 exons. The record is from RefSeq and is a predicted model, not a curated record. Bases 381 to 9386 code for a protein of 3001 amino acids. NCBI's taxonomy places the organism in Eukaryota, Metazoa, Chordata, Actinopteri, Cypriniformes, Cyprinidae.
CAUAAUAUUACUGCAAAUGUCCCUGUCAGUGCGCGUCAGUCAGAGAAUAAGCUGGCCGAGAGUAGGGGGGAGAAAGAGAGAGUUUGUUACUAAGGGAAUAAUUGAUUCUGCACAAGGAAACACUCAAUAAAGACUCUGACCGAGAGGACAGUCAUGGGAAUCCGGAAGCCAGAGAUUCACCUGUAAACAACAAAAGACGCUCUCCCCCCUCAGACAGGCCUCCCUUUGGCGCUCAUCUAAGUACACACCACAGCAUCUCUGCUGAUGAGCAGGACAGCCCAGAACGAAUUGUUCAGAAGGAAAAACUCCAUGCAGAACUAAAACAAGUUUUGAGUCAGAAGAGAAGCCUGCAUAGAGACACACAAUCCACCCUCACAGAUAUGGAGGAACCCCCCAAGACAGAAAAUAAAAAUGAGGUGGAGAAGGACAACCAGUUGUCAGAGCUUGUGGAAGUGGUUGUUGAAACACAGGCUGAGGUUGGAGCUAGUGGGUACAGUGUUGUGGGUGGAGGGGAGCAAGGCAUCUUCAUCAAAGAGGUCUUGAAAGACUCCCCAGCAGCGAAGCACCUCAGUCUACAGAAAGGAGAUCAACUGCUAAGUGCCAGGGUGUAUUUUGAUAACGUCAAAUAUGAGGACGCAUUAAAAAUUCUUCAGUGUGCAGAACCCUACAAAGUGUCCUUCUUUUUGAAGAGGACUGUGCCAGGAAGUGAAGUCAGCAUACGUCCAGGUGCACAAAAUCUUGAGCUCAGAGGACCUAAGGCCAAGAUGCAAAAAAUGAGCGUCAAAAGCGUGAAACCGUUCAAAACCAAGAAAAGGAGAGGAGGAAGAUUUGGAUUGAAAAGACUGAAAGAGAACAAAAAUGCAAGAGCACGGGCAGAGCUGGACAUUGAGGGCUCACCUGGUAGAUCAGACCUCAGUCCUGUUGAUGUUGAGUUUGUAUUCCCCAAAUUCAAGUUGAGGAAAGGUGGGAAGGCCACUGGAGACAGAUCAGGACAUCUGGAGGGCGUUAUCACUAGUGCUAAGAAGAAGAGGAAUAUCAGAUUUCCAAAGAUGAAGGCCAUGGAUUCUGCUGUCGGUGAAGGGAAUGUCAAUGUAGAUGUUUCAACACAGGAGGGAGAGGCCACCGGAGCAAAGCUGAAGGCCAAAAUGAAAGGUCCAAAAUUUGGAAUGAACUUCCCUAAAAUUAAAAAGUCAAAGUUAGACAUAAAAUCUUCAAAUGACAGUUUUGAUGUGAAAGAACUAGAGGGCAAAUUUAAGCCUCCAUCAGUGGAGUAUGAUCUUAACAUGCCUCAGGGCAAAGCUGGAACUAAUGUUCCUAAUCUUGAGGUUAGUGUUAAAGGAAAAGGAGAGGAUCCUGAGAUAAAAAUGCCGAAGACAAGUCUGGAUGUCUCCGAUACAAAGGUGACAGUCCCAAAGUUCAAACUGCCGAAGGUAAGACUUUCUCGUCAUUCAGAUGAAAUUGAUGGAGAGGCAAGUAAAGAAACUGAUACAUCUGGAAAUAAACUGAAAAUGCCCAAGAUUGACAUCAAAGCACCAAAUGUGGAUUUGGACUUGCAUCUCCCAAAGACUAAGGGCAAGGCUGAAUUCAAAGAUGUUGAAGUUCCUGACUUCAAUGUAAAAGGAAUAAAAAUCAACACUGCCAUGUCUGACACAUCAUUGCCAGUUCUAAACCUUGAUGCAAAACAAAAAUUUGGAGAUGACAUUGAUGGAUCGAUGGACCAAAAGCAUAUGAUUUCCCUCCCUAAACUUGACAUUGCAGUGCCCAACAUGGAGACAUCAGAAGUGGACAUUGAUAUUAAAGGGCCUGAGGUCGACAUUUCUUUGCCAUCCAUUGAUACGACAUUACCAAAAGGAAAAAUAGAUGCUGGUGUUGAGGUCGAGGGUCAUUCUGGAAAAGCAGACAUGCCCAAAAUUGAUCUAAAAAUGUCACUGCCAGAGGGUAAAUCUGAUUCUCAAAGUCCUGAUGUAGAAAAGUUUAGCAUUCCUGGAGCUGAUAUUUCAUUACCAAAAGGAAAAACAGAUAAACAGAUUCAUCUUGAGGUUGAGAUAGGAGAAAAGUUUCAGAUUCCUGAAUCUGAUAUAAGUCUACCUAAACUCAAAUCAGGAGAUGUUGAUUUUGAUGUUCAAAGAACCGAAAGGAAGUUUCACAUGCCAGAAAUUGAUAUUUCAUUGCCACAUAGGAAAGACGAAAUAGAUAUUAGUGUGGAACCUUCUGGUAAAUAUGGCAAGGUUGAAAUGCCAAAAGUUGAUAUCUCAAAUGCCAAAUUUCAAAUGCCAAAAUCUGACAUUAAUUUACCACAAAUAAAAUCAACAGGGACUGAAAUAAAUAUUGAAGGACCGGAGGUGAAGGGUGGGAAGAUAGAUAUGCCAGCUGUUGACAUUUCUCUUCCACAAGGAAAGGUAAAGGGAGUUAGUAAGGGGGGAAAGUUUCAUUUGCCUCAAGUUGAUUUGUCAUUUCCAAAGAUUAAAACAAGACAUGUGGACGUCAGUGUUGUAGGACCUGAGGUAAAAGGAAGCAAAGUUCAUACACCAGCCCAUGACAUUUCUUUGCCUAAAGUUAAAACUGAAUCAAACAUUGAUAUAGAAGGAACAGGAAGAAGGUUUGAAAUGCCAAAAAUUGAUGUUUCACUGACAAAAUUAAAAGCUCCAGAAGGAGAAAUAAUAGCUGAAUCUCCUCAGAUUCAAGGAGAAAAGUUAAAUAUGCCAUCAAUUGAAAUGUCCCUUCCAAAAGGGAAGGUUAAAGGAAACAUUGACAUUGAUGGCAAAACUACAGGAGCAAGUAAAGUUCAGUUGCCUAAAUUUGAUAUUAGCUCACCUAAAAUUAAAUCUUCAGAGGGAGAAGUCAAUAUAGAAGCACCUGAUAUCAAGGGCGGACAGAUUCACAUGCCCUCUGUAGAUAUCUCUCUACCAGCAGGAGGAGCAGGAGCAGAUGUAGAUAUUGAAGGACGUUCAGGAAAAGGAAGAAAAUUUGAAAUGCCUAAAUUUAAUGUUUCCUUGCCUAAAUUAAAAACAUCAGGGGGUGAAAUCAAUGUUGAAGGUCCUGAUAUCAAGGGUGGAAAGUUUUACAUGCCGUCUGUAGAUAUCUCUCUGCCAGGAGGAGGAGCAGCAGGAGGAGAUGUAGAUAUUGAAGGACAAGCAGGAAAAGGGAGAACAUUUGAAAUGCCUAAAUUAAAACCGUCAGGAGAUGAAAUUAAUGUUGAAGGUCCCGAUAUCAAGGGUGGAAAGAUUCACAUGCCCUCUGUAGAUAUCUCUCUGCCAGGAGGAGGAGCAGGAGGAGAUGUGGAAGUCGAAGGACAUGCAGGAAAAGGAAGAAAAUUUGAAAUGCCUAAAUUUGAUGUUUCCUUGCCUAAACUAAAAUCAUCAGGAGGUGAAAUCAAUGUUGAAGGUCCCGAUAUCAAGGGUGGAAAGAUUCACAUGCCCUCUGUAGAUAUCUCUCUGCCAGGAGGAGGAGCAGGAGGAGAUGUGGAAGUCGAAGGACAUGCAGGAAAAGGAAGAAAAUUUGAAAUGCCUAAAUUUGAUGUUUCCUUGCCUAAACUAAAAUCAUCAGGAGGUGAAAUCAAUGUUGAAGGUCCCGAUAUCAAGGGUGGAAAGUUUCACAUGCCCUCUGUAGAUAUCUCUCUGCCAGGAGGAGGAGCAGGAGGAGAUGUAGAUAUUGAAGGACAUGGAGGAAGAAAAUUUGAAAUGCCUAAAUUUGACAUUUCCUUGCCUAAAUUAAAACCAUCAGAGGGUGAAAUCAAUGUUGAAGGUCCUGAUAUCAAGGGUGGAAAGUUUCACAUGCCCUCUGUAGAUAUCUCUCUGCCAGGAGGAGGAGCAGGAGGAGAUGUAGAUAUUGAAGGACAUGCAGGAAAAGGAAGAAAAUUUGAAAUGCCUAAAUUUGACGUUUCCUUGCCUAAAUUAAAACCAUCAGGAGGCGAAAUCAAUGUUGAAGGUCCCGAUAUCAAGGGUGGAAAGAUUCACAUGCCCUCUGUAGAUAUCUCUCUGCCAGGAGGAGGAGCAGGAGGAGAUGUAGAUAUUGAAGGACAUGCAGGAAAAGGAAGAAAAUUUGAAAUGCCUAAAUUUGACGUUUCCUUGCCUAAAUUAAAACCAUCAGGAGGCGAAAUCAAUGAUAUCAAGGGUGGAAAGAUUCACAUGCCCUCUGUAGAUAUCUCUCUGCCAGGAGGAGGAGCAGGAGGAGAUGUAGAUAUUGAAGGACAUGCAGGAAAAGGAAGAAAAUUUGAAAUGCCUAAAUUUGACGUUUCCUUGCCUAAAUUAAAACCAUCAGGAGGCGAAAUCAAUGUUGAAGGUCCCGAUAUCAAGGGUGGAAAGAUUCACAUGCCCUCUGUAGAUAUCUCUCUGCCAGGAGGAGGAGCAGGAGGAGAUGUAGAUAUUGAAGGACAUGCAGGUAAAGGAAGAAAAUUUGAAAUGCCUAAAUUUGACGUUUCCUUGCCUAAAUUAAAACCAUCAGGAGGUGAAAUCAGUGUUGAAGGUCCUGAUAUCAAGGGUGGAAAGUUUCACAUGCCCUCUGUGGAUAUCUCUCUGCCAGGAGGAGGAGCAGGAGGAGAUGUAGAUAUUGAAGGACAUGCAGGAAAAGGAAGAAAAUUUGAAAUGCCUAAAUUUGACGUUUCCUUGCCUAAAUUAAAACCAUCAGGAGGCGAAAUCAAUGUUGAAGGUCCUGAUAUAAAGGGUGGAAAGUUUCACAUGCCCUCUGUAGAUAUCUCUCUGCCAGGAGGAGGAGCAGGAGGAGAUGUAGAUAUUGAAGGACAUGCAGGAAAAGGAAGAAAAUUUGAAAUGCCUAAACUGGAUGUUUCCUUGCCUAAAUUAAAGCCAUCAGGAGGCGAAAUCAAUGUUGAAGGUCCCGAUAUCAAGGGUGGAAAGUUUCACAUGCCCUCUGUGGAUAUCUCUCUGCCAGGAGGAGGAGCAGGAGGAGAUGUAGAUAUUGAAGGACAUGCAGGAAAAGGAAGAAAAUUUGAAAUGCCUAAAUUUGAUGUUUCCUUGCCUAAAUUAAAACCAUCAGGAGGUGAAAUCAGUGUUGAAGGUCCUGAUAUAAAGGGUGGAAAGUUUCACAUGCCCUCUGUAGAUAUCUCUCUGCCAGGAGGAGGAGCAGGAGGAGAUGUAGAUAUUGAAGGACAUGCAGGAAAAGGAAGAAAAUUUGAAAUGCCUAAAUUUGAUGUUUCCUUGCCUAAAUUAAAACCAUCAGGAGGCGAAAUCAAUGUUGAAGGUCCCAAUAUCAAGGGUGGAAAGUUUCACAUGCCCUCUGUAGAUAUCUCUCUGCCAGGAGGAGGAGCAGGAGGAGAUGUAGAUAUUGAAGGACAUGGAGGUAAAGGAAGAAAAUUUGAAAUGCCUAAACUGGAUGUUUCCUUGCCUAAAUUAAAGCCAUCAGGAGGUGAAAUCAAUGUUGAAGGUCCUGAUAUCAAGGGUGGAAAGUUUCACAUGCCCUCUGUGGAUAUCUCUCUGCCAGGAGGAGGAGCAGGAGGAGAUGUAGAUAUUGAAGGACAUGCAGGAAAAGGAAGAAAAUUUGAAAUGCCUAAAUUUGACGUUUCCUUGCCUAAAUUAAAACCAUCAGGAGGUGAAAUCAGUGUUGAAGGUCCUGAUAUAAAGGGUGGAAAGAUUCACAUGCCCUCUGUAGAUAUCUCUCUGCCAGGAGGAGGAGCAGGAGGAGAUGUAGAUAUUGAAGGACAUGGAGGAAAAGGAAGAAAAUUUGAAAUGCCUAAACUGGAUGUUUCCUUGCCUAAAUUAAAACCAACAGGAGGUGAAAUCAAUGUUGAAGGUCCUGAUAUCAAGGGUGGAAAGUUUCAGAUGCCCUCUGUAGAUAUCUCUCUGCCAGGAGGAGGAGCAGGAGAAGAUGUAGAUAUUGAAGGACAUGGAGGUAAAGGAAGAAAAUUUGAAAUGCCUAAACUGGAUGUUUCCUUGCCUAAAUUAAAACCAACAGGAGGUGAAAUCAAUGUUGAAGGUCCUGAUAUCAAGGGUGGAAAGUUUCAGAUGCCCUCUGUAGAUAUCUCUCUGCCAGGAGGAGGAGCAGGAGGAGAUGUAGAUAUUGAAGGACAUGGAGGUAAAGGAAGAAAAUUUGAAAUGCCUAAACUGGAUGUUUCCUUGCCUAAAUUAAAGCCAUCAGGAGGUGAAAUCAAUGUUGAAGGUCCUGAUAUCAAGGGUGGAAAGUUUCAGAUGCCCUCUGUAGAUAUCUCUCUGCCAGGAGGAGGAGCAGGAGGAGAUGUAGAUAUUGAAGGACAUGGAGGUAAAGGAAGAAAAUUUGAAAUGCCUAAACUGGAUGUUUCCUUGCCUAAAUUAAAGCCAUCAGGAGGUGAAAUCAAUGUCGAAGGUCCCGAUGUCAAGGGUGGAAAGAUUCACAUGCCCUCUCUAGAUAUCUCUGUGCCAGGAACCACAGAAGGGGGUCUUGAUCUGGAUGAUGAUGCUAAAAAAGGUUUAAGAUUUCACAUGCCCAGUGUUGGUAUCUCUCUCCCAAAAUUGAGACAAACAGAUCGGGAGCUAAAAGUUGGGUCAGAGAAGAAAGACAUAGACAUCUCAGUACCUAAACUGACUCAUGAUUCUGAUAUUGAGACCAAAGCUACCGGUACUAAAAUUAUUGAUUUAAAUGUCCCUGAGGUAACUUUGGGUGGGAACAUCAAGCUGCCAAGUGUAAAAAUACCAACUGUUGACAUAUCUGCUCCUAAAGUUGACCUAGACUUUACUCUUCCAAAGGGAAAGGGCAGCGAUAGAGAAAACAUUGAACUUCUUAAGGCGGAGGGUGGAAGGCCAUCAUCUGGGGCAAGUUUUGAUGUUCCAGAGGUGUCUGUAAAAAUGCCCAAAAUUUCACUUCCUAAAUUUGGCAGAAAAUUGAAAAAUGGAGACAAACUAGAACUACAGAGUCCUGACUUAUCUAUAGAUUUGGACAUGGAAAGAACAUCACCAUCAGUGCAAACAUCUAAAAAGGAUAUUGAAAUAACUGGUCCUGAGGCUGAAAUAAAGAUAAAAGCAGGUGCUGGAGAAAUUACAAAACCAGAAAUCAAAGCAGAGUGUCCUGAUGGUAAGGUCAAAUACAAGCUCAAAUUCCCCAAAUUUAAGACACCUACUCCAAAAGCAAAGCUCAAAGAUGUAGAAAUGGAUAUGCCUGGAUAUGUGGAAAACAGAGGAAAGGUCAGAAUGCCAGCAGUUGAGAUAUCAUUGCCGACAGCAAAUAUUCCAGAAUGUGAGGUAUUGCUUCCUAAAACUGAGGUUGAUGUAUCUGAAGCAGAUAUCAGAGGUUAUGAGGGCAGUUUGAAAAUUCCUAAGAUGCCAACAAUUGACAUAUCAGUUCCAAAAGUUGAUUUGGAUGUUUCCUUGCCAAGGGUAAAACUUCAUGAAUCAGUGGACUCUUCUGACUUAAACACUGAUAGUAGCAAGGGCACAGUAAAUUUUCCCCAUGUCAAGAUCCCUAAAGUGGACGUUUCACUUCCUCAUGGAAAAACAGGUGACACAGAUAACCAUGACGUGGAGAUUGGACAGAAGGGUAAAUUAAGAAUGCCAGAAGUGGAAAUAUCAUUACCACAUGCAAAACAUCACACAUCUAGCACUGACACUGAAAUUAAAGGUGAAAAGCUCAAAAUACCAAAAAUUUCAGUGCCCAGUGUUGAUAUAUCAUUGCCUCAUGGGAAAGCAAAAGAAAAUUAUGAUCCUGAACUAGAAUUUGGAGUGAAAAGGAGUAAAUUAAAAAUGCCUGACAUUACAGUGCCUAAGAUAGAUUUAUCACUACCUCACAGAAGCAAAGAAGAAAGUCACUCACCUGAUUCAGAACUAGAAGGUGGAAAAUUAAAGAUGCCAGCAGUUGAUAUAUCCCUUCCUAAAAUAAAAUCUAAAGAUGUUGAGACUUCAGUGUCUGUGGAAGCAGAAGGUGGACAAUGUAAAAUGCCUGAUAUUAAGGUACCACAGGUAGACGUUUCAUUACCAGAUGCAGACAUGCUAGAUCCUUCUACUGAUGCGAGUCUUAAGGAUUCACAAAAAGAGGGUAAAAAGAUGAGGAUGCCUAAUGUGGAUCUAGAGCUGGAUCUUAGCUUAUCAAGAGAAGGAAAAAAGAAUAAAAAGAAGACUGAUCUUCCUGAUACUAAUCUGGAAUCCACCACACCAAAAGAAAAAAUAAAAGGGCCAAAACUUAAAGGUUCAAAAUUUAAUAUUGGAAUGCCAAAAGCAAAAGUAUCUGGAUUAGAAACCGACAUAAACAAGUCUGGAAAAACGGAUGCUAAAUUUCUAAAAGGAGGAACUGAUGAGAACUUGAAAGCUGAUUUACAAGCACCAAAGAUUCCCGAACUUGACUUUGAUAUCGAGACUGCCCAAGGUGACACUUCUGAGCAGACAGGUAAAGUCAAAAUUCCAAAGUUUGGGAUACCUCUGCCUUCUUUAACUUCACCUGACGCCAACAUCAAAUCAUCUCAGGGAAAAGGUCACUAUAUAAACAUACACUCUGAGGUAGAGUAUGAAAGCCCACAUAUGCCAAAAGUAACAAAAGCUGUAUUUGUUAUGGUGAAUCCACAAACAGAGAACACUGCUAGUGUAGGUGGUGAAGCAAGUGCAGAAAUUGGAAAUGAGAAGCUCAAGCAGCCAAAGAUCAAAAUAAAGCCGAGUUUUGGCAAGUCUCGAUCAAAUGAAAAGGGGAAAGCAAUGUAUUGUGAAGAUGAGGUUGAAACUGAGGGAAAGUCAAAAACUGCUAAGCUUAAAUUGCCCAAAGUCACGUUUUCGUCUGGGCACAGAGGAUCAUUUGAUGUAACACCAAGCGGGUCUGAUGAUGGAACAAGUCCAAAUCUAAAUGGCGACAAAGAUGAAAAAUCAGUGUUCGGAAAGCUUAAAUUGCCUAAAUUGGAGUUUUUCUCACCAUACUCAAAAGAUGCAAGUGAGGAAGAGGAAAUGGAAACGAGCAUGAAACUCAUGAAAGAGACCUCAGCAGAAAGCAAAGAGAGCAAGGAGUCAAAGACAAUAUCAGGAGAAAUGUCUUUCUCAGGUCUCAAGAAGACAACUGAGAAGAGUGAGGAGGUUAAAAAGAUUAGUACUAUAGUAUCCUCAAAAGCAAGGACUGAAAUGUUGGAAGAACGGGAGGGAUCUGAGUCCCCAGUGCCCACAGUAUCAGCUGGAUUUGUCUCUGUAAUGAAGAGUGAAGAAAGAGAAGAGACAACAUGGUUCAAAGUACCCAAGGUCACCCUCAGUCCCCAUUCUACUGGCAUCCUUCAUAUCACACCAGAAAGCUCUCCAAAAGGAAGCAGGUCCUCUCUUCCUUGCUCCAGUGAGGAAGCCUCUGGAGGUUUCUAUGUGAAGAUGCCAAGCAUAGAAUUUUUGACCCAUGAAAUGCCCUCAGAGCAUCUGAUUACUAAAACAGAGGGAACUCACACUGUCGUGACUAAGACGACAAAGUACACAGAAACAAAAAGUACCAGUUCGAAACAAUAAGAAUCUCAAAACUGUUACAGAACUGUCACAUACAAUUGGUAGUGGAAUUUUUUUUAGGCCCAAAUAUUUUUAUAUGUGACAAUUAUGUCACUCUUGCGGGUUUUAUUCUAUGUUAAGUAAAGAAAGCAAAGUAUUUUCUCCAGCUUUUGCAAGAAAAACAUAAAAUACAUAAUGAAAAUGUGCUACAGAAAGAAUAUUAUUUAUUUAUUGUAGACCUUAUUUUCAUGUUUUGUAACUUGCCACUCUGUAUGACACUUUGAAUUGAUAUAUUUGUAAUUAUCACACAUAUACACACAAAAACAUUUUGUUGUAGAUUAAAAAAACACAACAUAGGUGCAAAUAUAGCAGACAGAUAAAAUGCAAAGAUAUUUAAAAACAUUACAUUUAUUUUUGUGUAUGCUUAUGCUUUUCUCAUGCACAGAAUGAGAUUUAUACUGUAGAAUUUUACACCAUUUUGGUAAUAUUGCUUUGCUUUUUCGAUGCCUGGUUUGUCUCUGUGGUUUUUGGUUGUUGUUAUGGAAUUGUGUUUAAUUUAGAUACUAUUAGAAGUACAUGUCCUAUUUUUACAUAUUUAUAUGCAUGAUCUGUACAGAUAAGACACAUAAAGAAACCUUGUAAUGUUGUGUUUUUACAUAUUUUUGUGACUUUUAAGAACAAUUUAAACAAUAUAAAGUUUUUUUUUCCUAUUCACAUUUUUCUUAAGGAUCGUGACAUGCUGCACCAGAUAGCAUUUCUCUGUUCAUGAGAAAGGCUCUGAAUUCUUGUGAAUUGAAAACACUGAGUGUGAAAUGUUUUUCUUUUAUUUUCUUUUUAAAAUUAACUCUUGUGUUGGUGAUGGAAUUAGAUUACAUGCAAGCAAUAUUGUUGUAUAUGUAUUAUAUUUAAGGCAGGAUUAAGUACUGAACUGCAUGUUUGUAAUGUGUUGCUUUUUUUGAAACAGUCAUUUAGAUGAUGCUUAUCUCCAUCUAGUGCAAAAAUAGAACAGUCAAAUAAAAUAUUAACAUUCUAA